AUCAGCGACUUUGGACCUCGUUGGUCGCAUUUUGUGGAUUUGGAGAUAACGCCGUUAGAAGAUUCCGUAACGGGUUAGCUCAACAGCUCCAGUUCGUUCACCCAAUCAUAUGCUUCUCGUUACUUUUAGCCAUCUCGCUGACGUCAGAUCGCACCGUCAGAGCUCACACUUGUAAGGCCGUUUGCUGCAUUUUCCAGAAAAGCAAAAGGGAAAGGCUUUGUGUGUAGAGAGAGAAGAAGAAGAAGAAGGAAGAAUGGGUUUGCUAACGAACAAGGUGGAGAGAGAGGAGCUCAAAGCAGGAGAUCACAUCUACACUUACAGAGCAGUUUUCGCUUACUCUCACCACGGAAUCUUUGUCGGUGGAUCCAAGGUUGUUCAUUUCAGACCUGAGCACAACCUUAAUUCAUCCUCUUCUUCUCCCAUGGAGUCAUUCACAUCAGCUUCUUCCUCCUCUGAAGACAUUUGCCCAACGUUUCCGGAUUGUGGUUUCAGACAACCAAACAGCGGAGUGGUCCUUUCUUGCCUGGACUGUUUCCUCAAGAACGGCUCACUCUACUGCUUCGAAUACGGAGUCAGCCCAUCAGUUUUCCUCACCAAAGUCCGCGGAGGCACCUGCACAACCGCGCAAUCAGACCCGACUGAUUCAGUCAUCCACAGGGCAAUGUACCUUCUCCAAAACGGAUUCGGAAACUACGACAUUUUCAAGAACAACUGCGAGGAUUUCGCGCUCUAUUGCAAGACGGGUUUGCUCAUAAUGGAUAAGCUGGGUGUAGGGAGAAGCGGUCAAGCUUCAUCGAUUGUGGGUGCUCCUUUGGCGGCAGUACUUUCUUCACCUUUCAGUCUGCUGAUUCCAAACCCCAUCGGUGUGGCGACGGUAACAGCUGGAAUGUAUUGUAUGAGCAGGUAUGCGACUGAUAUUGGAGUUAGAAGGGAUGUGGUGAAGGUGUCUGUGGAGGAUUUGGCUCUCAACCUUGACGUGAAGAGCAUUGAGCAAGCUGAUGAAGAAGAAGAAGAAGAAGAAGAUUCUGAUAUUAGGUGACUAAAUGAUCAUUUGAGUCAAGUGUUAAUGUCGUGAAUCAUGUUAUGAAUGUGUUGUGAUGGAUUAUAGUGUUAAAAGACUUUUAGCUAAUAAGACAU
This is a messenger RNA of Brassica rapa (field mustard), 1137 nucleotides long. RefSeq lists its product as uncharacterized. NCBI's taxonomy places the organism in Eukaryota, Viridiplantae, Streptophyta, Magnoliopsida, Brassicales, Brassicaceae. The record is from RefSeq and is a predicted model, not a curated record.